Messenger RNA from Spinacia oleracea (spinach), 3645 nucleotides. RefSeq names its product probable LRR receptor-like serine/threonine-protein kinase At1g06840. Gene Ontology annotation, molecular function: protein kinase activity; protein binding; ATP binding. The coding region runs from base 580 to 3414 and encodes 944 amino acids. NCBI's taxonomy places the organism in Eukaryota, Viridiplantae, Streptophyta, Magnoliopsida, Caryophyllales, Amaranthaceae. The record is from RefSeq and is a predicted model, not a curated record. Gene Ontology annotation, biological process: protein phosphorylation. The transcript has 20 exons.
AUAUUAGCCUAACCUCAACUCAGUUCGCCUCAUUAACACCCCUACUCUUCGAAUCGAGUCAAUUUCUUAUGCAAUGGGUUGGGCUUUUGCUUUUCUAGAUCUUUCUUUUCUUGAUUUCUUUACCUUUUGUGUCAUUCAGUCUGAUAUUGGUGGUCAGCCCACCUGCAGUGGUUAGCCGUCAUCUUCCAGGACCCAGCAACCCAUGCAUCAAAAGUCAAACACACACCCUGAAAUUGAAUACAAACAUGAACAUCAAAGCAAAGGGUCAUUUCAUUAUACAUGUUGACUUGGUCAAUAAUUUCUAAAAUCUUACCUUAAAUUUUCAACUGCCACACAUCACAUCACUAACAUCAACCAAAUUAAUAUCAAAUUCUACCUCAUUGGGAAGGUGGGAAAAUGGACAUUCACUAUGACGAUCUUAAAGUUCAUCAAUUCUUUGUUUAUUAUUAUUAUUAUUCCUUUUAUUUGGUUUGCAUUUCAACAUCGAUCAUUCUCCUAUAAAUCCCAACUCAGCCUGCUAGCUUCGUAAGUUUCUGACUUGAUCAUUUGAGAUUGAGGGUGAGCUUUUGAAGGGAAGAUAUGAAGUGGGAAUGUCAAGAACUCGGCAGUAUUCUCCUGCUGCUGUUGGCAGUUUGUGUGUGUCUGUCUGUUGGAGUUCAGGGUCAAGUUACUGAUCCUACUGAAGUUAGUGCGUUGAGAGAAAUAAGAAGAAAUUUGGUAGACCCAAUGAAGAAUUUAAGCAACUGGGACAGGGGAGAUCCUUGCUCAUCCAAUUGGACAGGCAUUGGGUGUUAUAACAAGACAUUGAAUGAUGGUUAUUUGCAUAUACAGGACCUGGAACUCCUGAAUAUGAACUUAUCGGGAACAUUAUCACCAGAACUCGGCAGUUUAUCUUACUUGAAAAUAUUGGACUUUAUGUGGAAUAGUAUUAGUGGGAGCAUACCAAAAGAGAUAGGCAACAUCAAAACAUUGGUACUCCUGCUCUUGAACGGAAACCAGCUGACAGGCCCCUUGCCGGAAGAGCUUGGUUAUCUUCCUAAUCUGGACCGUAUACAGAUUGAUCAAAACAAAAUAUCAGGGGAGCUACCUAAAUCAUUUGCAAACUUGAAUAAAACAAAGCACUUUCAUAUGAACAACAAUUCUAUUAGUGGUCAAAUCCCUCACGAAUUAUCAAGACUGCCCAAACUUGUUCACUUCCUGCUUGAUAAUAACAACCUUUCAGGCCAUCUGCCCCCUGAGUUCUCUCAACUGCCAAAUUUGCUCAUUAUCCAACUUGACAACAAUCACUUUGAUGGGACUGCUAUUCCUGCAAGCUAUAGCAACAUGUCUAAGUUGUUAAAAAUGAGCCUGAGGAACUGUGGCUUACAAGGACCAAUACCUGACCUGAGCAAAAUACCACAGCUUAGUUAUAUAGACCUCAGUUCAAAUCAGUUGAGUGGCUCCAUACCACCUAACAAGUUAUCAGAUAAUAUGACCACUAUCAUAUUGUCAAACAACAAUCUUUCCGGGAAUAUACCUGUCAACUUUUCGAGGCUGCCUUACAUUGAGAGAUUGUCACUUGCCAAUAAUAGGCUGAAUGGUUCUGUUCCUGCCACAAUUUGGGAAAAUAGAACAUUAACCGGAGGUCACAGACUUAUCAUGGACUUUGAAAAUAAUAUGCUGUCAAGCAUUUCUGGGAGUACAACCACUCCACCAAAUGUUUCUCUUCAGCUUGAAGGGAAUCCUUUGUGCUCACGGGCAAACUUGGGCCGCUUCUGUGGUUCAAAUCAAGAUGAAGUUGAAAGUGAGAGCCCCAGAAAUAAUCCUGUUGGUUGUCCUAGUCAAGCAUGUCCACCGUCUUACGAGUAUCCACCUGUUUAUCCAGUGUCUUGUGUGUGUGCUGCACCAUUGCUGGUUGAAUAUCGUUUGAAGAGUCCGGGUUUCUUACGCUUUAACCCUUACCGGAAUGGGUUUGAGGAAUAUCUAUCUUCUGGUCUCAGAUUAUAUCAGUACCAGCUAGAUGUUAAUUCCAUCAUUUGGCAAGAAGGUCCUCGACUGAAGAUGUCGUUGAAACUUUUUCCAGAGAAUGGCUCUUAUGUUUUCAAUACAAGUGAAGUUUGGCGUAUCUGGAGAAUGUUUACUGGAUGGCAGGUUCCAGAUAAUGAUACUUUUGGACCUUAUGAAUUGCUUAAUUUCAUUCUGCUUGAUCCUUAUAAGACAGACAUUGUUAUACCUCCAUCAAAGUCUGGCUUAAGCACUGGAGCACUUGUUGGUAUAAUACUUGGGACAUUAGCCUUUGCAGUUGCCUUAUCAGCAGUUGUAUCACUUCUUAUUUAUAGAAUAUACUUAAGGAAGCCCCAUGGUGUUCCAAACAGCCGUCGAGUGUCCAGAAACCCUAUCAAAAUUGAUGGGGUCAGGGGAUUCACUUAUGAAGAAAUGGCAGUUGCUACCAACAACUUUUCUGAUUCCCAGCAAGUGGGACAAGGAGGUUAUGGAAAGGUCUAUAAAGGAAUUCUCGCUGAUGGCACGGUAGUGGCUAUAAAACGCGCACAAGAAGGAUCAUUACAGGGUGAUAAGGAAUUUUUUACAGAAAUAGAGUUACUAUCAAGGCUUCAUCAUAGAAAUCUUGUUUCUUUGGUAGGCCUUUGUGACGAAGAAGGUGAACAGAUGCUGGUGUAUGAAUUCAUGGCAAAUGGGACUUUAAGGGAACAUAUAUCAGCUAAGUGCAAACAACCUCUGAGUUUCGCCUCAAGAUUAAGACUUGCACUGGGUUCUGCCAAGGGGAUCCUCUACUUACAUACUGAAGCUGAUCCUCCAAUAUUUCACCGAGAUAUUAAGGCCACCAACAUAUUACUAGACUCCAAAUAUAUGGCAAAGGUUGCUGAUUUUGGACUAUCACGACUUGCACCAGUUCCAGAUAUUCAAGGACUUACCCCGACUCAUGUAUCUACGGUUGUCAAGGGAACGCCGGGAUACCUUGAUCCCGAGUACUUUUUGACCCACAAGCUGACAGAUAAAAGCGAUGUUUACAGCCUUGGAGUUGUGUUUCUAGAACUUUUGACAGGGAUGCAUCCAAUUCAACACGGAAAAAAUAUCGUUAGAGAGGUGAAUGUGGCAUAUCGAGCUGGUAUUAUAUUUUCAGUGAUUGAUGAGAGAAUGGGAUCUUAUCCCUCUGGGUGUGUGGAGAAGUUUGUGGAUCUAGCGCUUAGAUGUUGUCAAGACGAGACAGAUGCAAGGCCAACGAUGAUGGAAGUUGUCAGAGAACUAGAAAAUAUAUCAAGUUUGGUGCCAGAUUUUGACACUUCAACAAGUAUACCUUCAGGAAGCAUCACUUCACCAAGUUACUCAUCCAAUAUCAGAAACCCUUUUAUAUCUUCUGAUGUCUCUGGCAGUGAUCUUAUCAGUGGAGUUGUUCCAGAUAUAAGUCCUAGAUGAUGAAAUCAUUAUUCGUGAUUCAUGGUUAAGGGAUUUAUUUCUUUUUUCCAAGGCUUGUGUAUAGAGGGAUAUCAUUCAGCUCUUCGCCACCACUUCCAUGUCUAGAUUUUAAUUAGUCCUUAUUUCAAGUGGAACUUGUAGGUUAUGGACUUGUACUAGGUAUGGAAUAUAGAAUGUUCUGCAGUGUAUAUUUGACAAAUGUUGAAGUAAUGUGUGUGAUUUUUCUGGGGA